Xiphophorus hellerii (green swordtail) is the source of this 1793-nucleotide messenger RNA. RefSeq names its product claudin 35 (gene cldn35). Gene Ontology annotation, molecular function: structural molecule activity. The record is from RefSeq and is a predicted model, not a curated record. The coding region runs from base 234 to 917 and encodes 227 amino acids. NCBI's taxonomy places the organism in Eukaryota, Metazoa, Chordata, Actinopteri, Cyprinodontiformes, Poeciliidae. The transcript is spliced from 2 exons. Gene Ontology annotation, cellular component: membrane; bicellular tight junction.
ACCCGGAUCGAGGCCGGACCACAGCCCGGUUUCACUGUUGGAGCGACAGCAGCGGGUCGGAUCAGUUUCUGUCACCCGAGCAGCAGACAGGCGGAUCAGGGUUCUGACCGGGGCCGGGAUGUCCGGACGGGUCCGGAAGAGAACCUGAACAUGGCCGCCUGCGGACCGUAGAGCAGCCAGCAGAACCAGUCCGACCAGAGUUCCCAGCAGACGUUCCAGAAGAGUCCGUUGCCAUGGUGAACACGGGGAUGCAGCUGAUCAGCUUCACCUGCGCGGUGACGGGCUGGAUCAUGGCCAUCGCCGUGACGGCGCUGCCGCAGUGGAAGGUGUCGGCGUUCAUCGGGAACAACAUCCUGACGUCGGAGAUGAAGUGGGAGGGAAUCUGGAUGAACUGCGUGUACCAGACCACCGGACACAUGCAGUGCAAGACCUACGACUCCAUGCUGGCGCUGCCGCCCGACAUCCAGGCGGCGCGCGCCCUCAUGUGCCUCGCCAUCUUCAUGGGCUGGCUGUCCUGCACCGUGUCCUGCUGCGGCAUGAAGUGCACCACCUGCGCCGGCGACGACCGCCGCGCCAAGGCCGGCAUCGCGCUGGCCGGCGGCGUCCUCUUCAUCCUGACGGGGCUGUGCGUCCUCAUCCCCGUCUCCUGGACCGCCAACACCGUGGUGCAGGACUUCUACAACCCCAACGUUCCCGUCAUGCACAAGCGGGAGCUGGGCCAGGCCAUCUACCUGGGCUGGGCCGCCGCCGUCAUCCUGAUGAUCAGCGGCGCCGUCCUGAGCAGCACCUGCCCUCUGAUGGAGCGCGGCGGCCGCUACCGCCGAGGGUACAUCGGCAGGAGCUUCGCCAACUCGCCGGCGCCGGAGCCGCUGAAACCCAUCGCCUCCAACAGCCUGCCGAUGAAGGAGUACGUGUAGCAGGAGGAGGAGGAGGAGUUCUUCCUCACGCUGCUAAAACACAAACCCUCACCAAGUGAUUUCGUCUCGUUCUUUGAUUCUCUGGGAUUAAAACUGAACCAACUUCCAACUCCGUUUGUCACAAUAACAAAUUAUAUGAUAAAUUAUCCCGAUAAACAAUAAAUCUAUUAACCACUUGACAAAUUAAAACGACAAGCAAUUUAUAUUUGCUUGGUUUUUCUCUUUCUACUUGAAACUGGAUGAUAAAAUUCUUCAGUUUGGUGUUUUUUUAAUAAUUGAUUUUAUUUGUUUUGUUUAUUUAUUGUGAAUAUUUAAAUCGUCUUCCAGCUCCACUGUUGAAUGUUUGUUGGAGUUUAAAGUGUAUUUGUCUCUCAGAGUGUGUUCUGCAUUAUUUUUCUGUAAUUUUAUAACAAUAUUAUCGUUUAUCGCAAUAACUUCUGGGAUAAUUUAUCGUCCAGUAAGAUGUGUUAUUGUGACAGACCAUUUCUAAGUUAAAUAAUUGAUAAAUUAACUUUAAUAAACUUUAAUUUUAUUAAAAUAACACUAAAGAUUUGAACUAGGAGAUAUGUUCAAUAUUCAAAAUAAAAACAAAACAACCAAAAACAAUAAAUAAACAAAUGGAUUAAACAAAACUGCAUCAUUUCCAUCAGAAUGGAAAUGAUUAUAAUUUAUGAUGCGACCGAUUGAGAAUCUGGACAGAAAUUCUUGGUAAUAUUUGUGUUUUUGCAGUGAGUCGUGAUCGUUUCCUGGUUCCUGAUCGUUUCCUGGUUCCUGAUCGUUUCCUGGUUCCUGAUCCGUUUCUCUGGUUUGUGUUCAGUUCUUAUCCCUGAUGUGUCAGCGUGUGCUGUGGUCCAAUAAAACCAACUUAGACAUGAA